Molecule: messenger RNA, 1987 nt
Organism: Fundulus heteroclitus (mummichog)
Lineage: Eukaryota; Metazoa; Chordata; Actinopteri; Cyprinodontiformes; Fundulidae
Gene: c8a
Product: complement component 8, alpha polypeptide
Exons: 11
Coding region: 97-1878 (593 amino acids)
Biological process (GO): immune response
Cellular component (GO): membrane attack complex
Molecular function (GO): protein binding
Source: RefSeq, a predicted model, not a curated record
CUUUUGUUGAUCCAGACUGCAGCGGCAGAGCUCCUCUCAGGAUCACAUCAUCCACUUUGGGAUGUGAUAUAUUUAAGCCUGUUGCUCAUUUUCAAAAUGGUGACAUUUAAUCAUGUGCUGCUGGCUUUAUGUGCACUGCAUCUGUUCCUGAAUGGCAGCCCAACCGUGAGUGCAUCCAGGAAGCCAUGGACGACUGCUAAUAACAGGAGGGCCAGAGCUGCAACCAGACCAACACCCAUCAACUGUAGAAUGGGGAGCUGGUCGUCUUGGACACCAUGUGAUUCCUGCACAGAUAAAACGUUACGUUUCCGAACCUUGGAGAAACCUGCACAGUUUGGUGGGACAGACUGUGUUGGGGCGUUGUGGGAAAAGCUGGCGUGUCCGAGAGCGACCACGCAGUGUAUGGUCGAGGAUUACUGCGGCGAGAGUUUCACCUGCAAAGAGACAGGACGUUGCGUCAGCCAGUCCCUUCGCUGUAAUGGCGAACCGGACUGUGAGGAUUUCUCAGACGAAGAGCAAUGUGAUCGUGUCAACAGAAGAGAAGACAAGUGUUCAACCCUGAUGGUCAUUCCUGGUGCUGAACGUGGCACACAAGGGUACAACAUCCUAACUGGAGACUUUAUGAAUCAAGUCCUUGACCCUACGUACUUUGGAGGAAAAUGUGAAUAUGUCUAUAAUGGAGAAUGGAGCAAAUUAACAUAUGAAACAUUCUGUGAAAGUCUACAAUACAAUGAGGAUGAGAAAAACUACCGGAAGCCUUACAACUACCACGCCUACCGUUUUGUGGCAGAAGCCACGUCGAAGGGCUCCGAUGAAUACUAUGAAGAUAUGCAGAGCCUCCUGAAGGCGAGGCAGACCAUGUCGUCCUCCAACGCCGGUGUCUCAGUUGGGGUCGCGUUAGUGGAGGUUGGACUGAAAGGGAGUGAAGAAUCAGAGUUUCUCAGGAAUAUCACAAAAUAUCAAAGCCAGGACCUUGGAUUCAUCAGGCUUUGGUCCAAAGUCAAAAGCGCCCAUUUCAAAAUGCGAAGCAACCAGCUCAUGCUUCAUGAAGAUUUCUACGUGGCCCUCAUGGAGCUUCCUGAGCAGUACGAGUUCGGCGCUUACUCCCGCUUCCUCAACACCUUCGGCACCCACUACGUCACUGAGGGGACCAUGGGUGGGACUCUGGAAUACGUCGCCAUCCUAAACAAAAGAGCAAUGGCCGAGUCAAAUAUUGAGUCGAAAAGAUUUCAAAGUUGCUUUGGCGCCUCUCUUGGCAUAACCAAUCCAGUCAGCGAAAGUGCAACCGCAGGUUUCAAGAUUAAAGGGAGUUACUGCGAUAAUAACAAGAACACUUUUAAAGCAAACUCAUCCGAGUCCAGCGUGGUUGAGGACAUUGUCACUCUGGUGAAAGGAGGGAUCACAGAGACUGGCUCAGGACUGCUUGCCAUCAGGAGCCCAGAAACCUACAGAAAGUGGGGCGCUUCUCUCAAAUAUAACCCAGCUUUGACUGAUUUUGAGAUUUUGCCGAUUUCUGAGGCCGUGCGCUCCAGCACGGCUGCCGGCCAUGUGGGGGCCAGGAUAGCCAACCUGGAAAGGGCCACAGAUGAGUAUCUGCAGCAGUUUGACCCUUGUCAGUGCGCCCCCUGCAGGCACAAUGGGAUCCCCGUCUUCUCCGGCACCACCUGCAGCUGCGUCUGUAAGUCAGGCUUCCGGGGCAUGGCCUGCGAGGAGACGCUUCGAAGAGACGCCAAGACUGACGGCUCGUGGUCGUGCUGGGGCUCGUGGUCUUCCUGCUCAUCGGGGACCAAAAGCAGGACAAGGGUCUGCAAUAAUCCUGCACCCGACAUGGGCGGGGCGGCCUGCCUGGGCUCAGCCACUCAGACGCAUCGAUGCUAAAAGGACCGCCCAUUUCCCUCCAGACGGAAGCGAUCGCAGGGAUAACUAGUGCUCGCUGUUGCAUUGUGAAAAUAAAAAUAAAUGAGUUUCGGAGGACUUGUGUACCCAU